Jaculus jaculus (lesser Egyptian jerboa) is the source of this 1177-nucleotide messenger RNA. Its product is annotated as retinol dehydrogenase 13. Gene Ontology annotation, molecular function: oxidoreductase activity. Bases 1 to 1002 code for a protein of 333 amino acids. The record is from RefSeq and is a predicted model, not a curated record. The transcript has a single exon. NCBI's taxonomy places the organism in Eukaryota, Metazoa, Chordata, Mammalia, Rodentia, Dipodidae.
AUGAACCGUUACCUGCUGCCCGUGUCCUUGGUGGGCACAGUGGUCGGGGGCACCAUGCUGCUGAAGGAUUAUGUUGCUGGUGGGGCUUGUCCCAGCAAGGCCACCAUACCUGGGAAGACAGUCAUUGUGAAAGGUGCCAACACAGACAUUGGGAAACAAACUGCAUUGGAACUGGCUAAAAGAGGAGGCAAUGUCAUUCUGGCCUGUCUUGACAUGGAGGAAUGUGAGGCAGCGGCAAAGGACAUUCGUGGGGAGACUCUUAACCACCAUGUUCGUGCCCAGCACCUGGACCUAGCUUCUCUCAAGUCCAUCCGAGAGUUUGCCACAAAGAUCAUUGAAGAGGAGGAACGAGUGGACAUUCUGGUGAACAAUGCAGCUGUGAUGCGGUGCCCGCACUGGACCACUGAGGAUGGCUUUGAGAUGCAGUUCGGUGUCAACUACCUGGGUCACUUUCUGUUGACAAACUUGCUCCGGGACAAGCUGAAGGCCUCAGCCCCUUCGUGGGUCGUCAACCUCUCGUCCUUGGCCCACACUGCUGGGCACAUAGACUUUGAGGACCUGAACUGGCAGAAGAGGCCAUAUGACACCAAAGCAGCCUACUGUCAGAGCAAGCUGGCCGUCGUCCUCUUCACCAAGGAGCUGAGCCGGCAGCUGCAGGGCACAGGCGUGACUGUGAAUGCUUUGCACCCUGGUGUGGCCAGGACAGAGCUGGGUAGACACACUGGCAUGCACAACUCUACCUUCUCCAGCCUCACCCUAGGGCCGUUCUUCUGGCUGCUGUUUAAGAGUCCCGAGCUGGCAGCCCAGACCAGCACAUACCUGGCCGUAGCAAAGGAACUGGAGGAUGUUUCUGGAAAGUACUUUGAUGGACUCAGAGAGAAGGCACCAGCCCCUGAGGCUGAAGAUGAAGAGGUAGCCCGGAGGCUUUGGACUGAAAGUGCCCACUUGGUGGGCUUGGGUAUGUCCCAUGGGUCUCUGAGGGGAAAAUCUCUCCCCAUAUAACCCCUGGAACAGGUUUGAGUCAACUGGGUCUCCAGGAUGGAGGCACACCCUUUGGGGAAAGAAUGUACAUGGUGAGCCUCAAGAGGAAGGAUGCUGGCCGCUAUCCCCUCAUCAUCCUCUGGACAGCACCAUUGCCCCAGCGUGAGCUCUCAUGAACGAGGCUAUGGCUGCCACA